This is a messenger RNA of Zasmidium cellare ATCC 36951, 570 nucleotides long. RefSeq lists its product as uncharacterized. The coding region runs from base 1 to 570 and encodes 189 amino acids. Lineage: Eukaryota; Fungi; Ascomycota; Dothideomycetes; Mycosphaerellales; Mycosphaerellaceae. The record is from RefSeq and is a predicted model, not a curated record. The transcript has a single exon.
AUGUGUUGCAACCGCAAGACCCAAGCCCGAGGCUGUGGCCCACGAGGCCGAGCACUCCGCCGAGCAUCAGACGAAAAAGAAUCCACCUCGCCACCAAUACUCACACCAUCCUCCUCCACCUCUAGCAUUUCAUCUAAGAGCAUUCCUCCCGAAGACGCCACCGCCGAAAUUCUCAAACGCUCCGGCAUCCCCCCACCCAGCUACGACUCCAUCAUGCCCAACGUACCAAACAAACUCCACGCCUACCGCACUAUCCUCCCAUCCGAACGCCCUCCACCCCUCAACCUCGACCCACACAUCGUGUCGCAGCUCAACGAGUCCCGCGACGACCUCUCCGACGCAGAUGAGUUUUUCGAGUUGACGCCCAGCGGGACGGUGCGGACGAAUGCGGAGUUGCAGGGUGCGACGGAGGCGUUUGUGAGUAAGUGGAAGUCGAGGAGGGAGGAGAGGGAGGAGCGGAGGGAGGAGCGCAGGGAGAGGAAGGUGGAGAGGAAGGCGGAACGGGCGGCGAGGAAGGCGGAGAAGUAUAGGGAGAGGGCGGAGAAGUGGGCUGGAAGGGCUGUUGUUUAG